AUGAAAUCUUUAAGAGUAAUUACUUUGACCGGUAAUCCUGUCUUAAAGAAUAUCAAAAUGUAUCGAAAGACGAUGAUUUUAAAGUGUAAGAAUCUUCAUUAUCUGGACGACAGGCCGGUCUUUCCACGAGAUCGUGCUUGUGCCGAAGCAUGGAUGCGAGGUGGUCCGAAAGAAGAGGCAGCGGAGAGACAACGAUGGAUUGAGGCAGAACAGAAGAAGAUCAACGAUAGUGUUAUGGAGUUGAUAAACAAAAGAAAGCUUCGCAAACCGGUCGGUAGGCCCGAAAGGGAAGCGGAGAUAACUAAUAAGAAGAAAACGAAUCAACAGGACGACGAAGAAGUCGACAGGGAGAAGUCGCCGAUGUGUACGAGCAAGGAACUGCUUAAGCUGGAAGGGAAGAAAAAGUUGAGCGUCUCAUCAUCUUCGUCUUCGUCUUCGUCCUCAUCUUCCCCCACUUAUUCCGAUGCCGAGCUGGAAAACGACGAAGAAAAUAAAAACGGCCGACAAAAAGUAAUCGAGGAAAGUGACGGAAACAGGCCAUUGGCGGAGGAAGAGAAAAAUGCACAACGUAAUCUCAUCGUACCCUGGAAAACUACUCGGAUCAACGACAAAGAUCAGAAUCGAGAAAUGAAUUGUGAGGAGGAAGAAACUUUACGAUCGAAGGAUUACGUUGCCGGUGAUGCUGAGAAAAAAAGAUUAGGCAAACAAGUUUUGAAUGAACGUAAAAGUCUUGAGGAUCCUUUAGGUGGUUACGCUUUGGGUAGAGAGGUCACGGAUUAUGCGAAAAUUAUUCUAAAAACAACGGUGGAUAAAACGAACGAGGAGCAACAGCCUUGUAUAUCCGACAAAAAGGAACCUAAACUCGAUAAUAAUGAAAAUGAAAAUAUUCGAAACACGUUACCUGAUGACGCUGCUGCUUUUAACGCAUCCUACGAUGUUUCAAAAUAUUCCAACGUAGGAAAUUAUCAAAGAAAAAAUAAUAAGAAUCCAUUGACAGAAAAAUUAAGUAGUAUUCGUCAAGGUAUGAAAGAUUUUUGCACUAACGUCGAUAAAUUCGUCGAGGAAAACAAUAUCGUAAUCAAAAAUGGAAACGUCGAAGGUUUUUGGAAAGACGAUAAUAUUAAUAAAAACAACGAUAAUUCAUCCGUAAGUGUACAACAUCAGUCUGAUAACGAGAAUAAUUCUAAUAAAGAAAUAUUCGAAGGAUGUUCUAUCGACGAAAAUAGUAAUACAAAAGUGAAAGAGACGUUAUCGAAUGAAUUAAUUAACUUGAUAGACGAAAAUCGAGAUAUUGUUGAAUUAAAUAUCGAUAAAGAUCGGAAUAAUGAUAAUAAAAAUGAUAAUAAAAAUGAUAAUAAUAAAAAUGAUUCGUCAGGAUCCGAGAGUGUAUAUGAUUUAUUGUCUUUAAAAGUUUCACCUAAAAUCUUAUUAAAUACCGAUACAACGAAAUCGUCCGACGAAAUGAGAGAUGAGAAGAAUAAAAAUACUAAUUGUAUGAAAUUAAUUUCUACGGAAAAUGAUAAAAUUAUUACGAUCGAAGAUAAAGAUUUAACGUUAGAAAAAUCUAACGUUUCUUUGGCCGUAAAAUGUAAGGAACAUUUGAUGAAACAGGCUAAGACAUUUAUACAAAAGAAAUCACCAUUGCUCGAAGAAUGUAUCGAUAAAUUGAUUAACGAUAAUGAACAAGACGAUAAUAAUCGUAAAAAACGUUGGAAUUCUUGGUACAAUGAUUCCCUUUCUAAUCCAAGAUCAGUUUUCACUGAAGCUUUCGAGGAUUUUUAUAAAACAAAAUCUCCGUUUGAUAAAAAUAUUGGCAUGAACGUUGACACGAGAAUACGAUCGCAUUACAGAGAUGUUUCAGGUGAUAUUCCAAAAUCUGAUUUAUGUGCUAUUGCCGAUCUCGUUAAAAGAUCCGAGAACGAUGAAAGAAGGUACGAUCAUGCGAAUCUUUACAAAGAAUUUUGCGAACAUUAUGAGGAAUUGCAAAGUAAACAAAAGUACGCCAUAAUACCGGAUUUUUUAAAGAACGAAAAGAACGAUAAGGAACUCGUACGAUCUGACGAUCGAACUGAUGAAAAUUCGAAUGAUAAAAGGGCAUUGAUCGAAGAUAUUACAGAACAAUCGACGAAUUUAUUCGAGCUCGAGGAUAAAAAGAAUUUUGAAGAAAUGUGAACAAUUUUCGCGGUUUUUUUUUUCUCUAUUUUCUUGUUUCGCUUUGCUUUUUUCUCCUUUUGCUUUAAUCAAUUAAUUCUCUUAUUAAGUUUAAUUUGUGU
Messenger RNA from Vespa velutina, 2273 nucleotides. RefSeq lists its product as uncharacterized. The record is from RefSeq and is a predicted model, not a curated record. The transcript has 6 exons. The coding region runs from base 1 to 2172 and encodes 723 amino acids. Lineage: Eukaryota; Metazoa; Arthropoda; Insecta; Hymenoptera; Vespidae.